AUGGCCGCCACCUCCUUCAAGGUCCCAACAAAGGCCAUCUUGACCCCCGACCAGCUCGUCGCGUUCCAGCAGUCGGCCACCCACAGCGACAUCGUCGCCCACAUCCAGGUCCUCAAUGACGCAGUGGCGGGCGUCAAGCUCGGCGACCAAUGCACGGAAUCCGCGGGCAUACAACCCAUCCUCCGCGUCCUCGAUCGCGUCGAGGACAUCGCUCGCCAGGUCCCGCCUGUCAGCAACUCUGCCUCCAGGUUCGGCAACCCCGCCUUCAAGACCUUCUACGACCGAGUGCAAGACAUCGCCCCUUCUCUCCACGAGUCCCUGCCCGGCCUUCCCACGCAGGCCAUUCCCGAGCUGUCCGUCUACUUCCAGGAAGCCUGGGGCAACCGCACCCGCAUCGACUACGGCAGCGGCAUGGAGCUCAACUUCCUCUGUUGGCUGAUCUGUCUCGAGCGCCUUGGCGUGGUGAAGGAGAGCGACCACGUUGCGCUCGUCGUGAGGGUCUUCUGGCGAUACGUGCAGGUCAUGCGGACGCUGCAGUCCACGUACUGGCUCGAGCCCGCGGGCUCGCACGGCGUCUGGGGCCUCGACGACUACCAUUUCCUGCCGUUUCUGUUCGGCUCAGCGCAGCUUCGCGGGCACAAGUAUCUGAGGCCGAAAUCUAUUCACGACCCCGAGGUCGUGGACGAGUACGCGAAGGACUACAUGUAUCUCGCGUGCAUCCAGUUCAUAAAUUCGGUGAAGACCGCGUCGCUACGCUGGCACUCGCCCAUGCUCGACGAUAUCUCCGCCGUCAAGACGUGGGACAAGGUCAACGCGGGCAUGGUCAAGAUGUAUCUCGCGGAAGUGCUCGGCAAGCUCCCGGUGAUGCAGCACUUCCUCUUCGGCUCCCUCCUCGCGUACGAUGGCCCCAUCAUAGCGGUGAGUGCGGACGCGGACGCGGACGACGCGCACCGCGGCCACGCGCACGCGCACCCACACGGAGAUUUGGGCGGGGCGAGGCAGCGGGAGGUCGGGUGGGGGGAUUGUUGCGGGAUCCCGGUGCCGUCUGUGUUUGCGGCGGCGGCGGCGGAGGCGGGGAGGUUGGCGGGGCCUGGGAUUCGACCUGUUCCGUUUGAUUGAGUGUGUGUUUACAUCGCGUAUAACAACCAUCUGUACGAGUCGAGUGGCGUC
This is a messenger RNA of Heterobasidion irregulare TC 32-1, 1170 nucleotides long. RefSeq lists its product as uncharacterized. Gene Ontology annotation, cellular component: protein phosphatase type 2A complex; cytoplasm; nucleus. Bases 1 to 1119 code for a protein of 372 amino acids. Gene Ontology annotation, biological process: mitotic spindle organization. Gene Ontology annotation, molecular function: peptidyl-prolyl cis-trans isomerase activity; protein tyrosine phosphatase activator activity. The transcript is spliced from 8 exons. The record is from RefSeq and is a predicted model, not a curated record. Lineage: Eukaryota; Fungi; Basidiomycota; Agaricomycetes; Russulales; Bondarzewiaceae.